CGCUGCCAGCAGCAUCCCUCGACGGUUCCACGAGAUGCUGGACGUCACGUCGCUGCUUUUAACGAUCCUCGUGGUCGCAGUGUCUGCGAGUAUCAUCGCCAGGAAAUGGCGAUGGAGGCAGCUCGAGAAGCUUCCUGGGAACGUAGCUCUGCCUUUCAUAGGGACUUCCUACGUAGCGUUCCUCACGAAACGCGAAGAUCGAAUGCGCAAGUUUGACGAGGUGCACAAGAAGUUCGCACCUAUCUUUCGCACCUGGAUGGGUCCUUACCCAGCGGUACAGAUACAAAAGCCGGAACACAUGGAGAAAAUAAUGUCCAGCAGCGAGUUAAUUGAGAAGUCCACCUUCUACUCAUUCCUCUACCCUUGGCUGGGAGAAGGUCUCCUCACCAGCUCAGGUUCCAAGUGGCAUAUGCAUCGUAAAAUGAUUACACCUGCUUUCCACUUCCGUAUAUUAGACAACUUCGUCGAAAUAUUUGCUGAGAAUGGGGAGGUUCUAGUAGAGAAACUGAGACCUAAAGCUACUGGAAAGACGUUCGAUAUCUACCCAUUCAUUACACGCUGUGCCCUGGACAUCAUAUGUGAAACAGCAAUGGGAACUUCGGUCAACGCCCAGAAUGAAACACAAUCUGCUUACGUCAACGCCAUUUACAGUAUCAGCGAGCUCACCAUAAAAAGAAUGAUUAAACCAUGGUUGCACACUGAAUUCAUCUUUAAAAGGAGUUCAACAGGAAAAGAGUUCUACAAACAGCUGAAUAUCUUACACGGCUUUACAAAGAAGGUAAUAAGCGAAAGGAAGUCAGCCCGUAAAACGAAUGUAGCCCAGGUCCAGGCACCACAGGAAGAUGAUAUAGGUAGGAAGCGACGUGUGGCUUUUCUGGACAUGCUAUUGGACGCUUCUGAGAACGGACAGAAACUUAACGACCAGGAGCUGCAGGAGGAAGUGGACACCUUCAUGUUUGAGGGCCACGACACGACGUCGGUUGCCAUGUCAUGGGUUCUUAUGCUGCUGGGACAUCACCCUGGUGUCCAGGAGAAAGUCUUCGCUGAGCUGGAUGACAUAUUUCGAGACGAUCCUAAGAGACGUCCAACUACUCAUGAUCUGAGCAACAUGAAGUACCUCGAGAUGGUCAUCAAGGAAGCCCUGAGACUGUAUCCGAGUGUGCCUGCCAUCGGCCGCCGAGCGACGAAAGAUAUCGAAAUUGGUGGCUACAAAAUUCCUGAGGGCUGCCUGAUAACACUCAACAUCCGGCACACACACCGUGACCCCGACCACUGGCCGGACCCUGAUCGCUUCGACCCGGACAACUUCCUGCCGGAGAGGGUGCAGGGCAGGCACCCCUUCGCCUACGUGCCCUUCAGCGCGGGGCCACGAAACUGUAUCGGCCAGAAAUUCGCCAUCCUGGAGGAGAAGGCGGUGCUGUCGUACGUGCUGCGCAACUUCCGCGUGGAGACGGUGGACAGGCUGGAGGACCUCCAGCUGAUCGGCGAGCUCGUCCUCAGGCCGAUGAACGGAGUCAACCUCAGGCUGUGGCCGCGAACGCAACGUCACUGUCACUUGCCUGUUGGCGUGGCGCUUGAUAUGGUACAGAGGUCGACCGCGCGCAGCCUUGAAAAGAGCCGGUCUGCAUCGUACCAGUCAGUACGCGCGAAGGUUGCUGGCAGGAACUUCCUUCGCGAAAUGUUGGACGUAGCGACUUUGCUGAUAGCGGUCUUUGUGAUCGCAGUCUCUGCAAGCAUCAUCUCCAGGAAACUGUUCUGGAGAGAGUUCGAGAAGCUUCCUGGUCUCGUACCUCUGCCCUUCAUUGGGUCUACCUACGUAGCAUUCUUCGUUAAGCGCGAAGAUCGAGUGCGCAAAUUUGAUGAGUUGGCCGCAAAGCUCGGGCCAAUCUUCCGAGCGUGGAUUGGACCAUUCCCAGUGGUAAUGAUCCAAAAACCGGAACACAUGGAGAAAGUAUUGUCCAGCAGCGAAUUAAUAGACAAGGCCGCAGUCUACUCCUUCCUGUACCCUUGGCUGGGGGAAGGUCUCCUCACCAGCACAGGUUCCAAAUGGCAUAUGCGUCGCAAAAUGAUUACACCUGCUUUCCACUUCCGCAUUUUAGACAACUUCGUCGAUAUAUUUGCAGAAAAUGGGAAGGUUCUAGUAGAGAAACUUAAACCCAAAGCUGAUGGGAAAACGUUUGAUAUCUACCCAUUUAUUACAAGCUGUGCGCUGGACAUCAUAUGUGAAACAGCAAUGGGAACAUCAGUCAACGCUCAGCAUGAGACACAAUCAGCUUAUGUUAAUGCCAUUUACAGGAUCAGCGCACUAACCAUAGAAAGAAUGCUUAAUCCAUGGUUGUACCCGGAGUUCAUCUUUAAAAGGAGCCCAACAGGAAAAGAGUUCUACAACCAGCUGCAUGUCCUACACGGUUUUACAAAGAAGGUGAUAAGUGAAAGGAAAGCAGCCCGUAAAACGAAUGGAGGCCAAGUCAAGGCAGCACAAGAGGACGACGUAGGCAGUAAGCGGCGUGUUGCUUUCCUCGACAUGCUACUGGAAGCUUCUGAGGACGGCCAGAAGCUCAACGACCAGGAGCUGCAGGAGGAAGUGGACACCUUCAUGUUUGAGGGCCACGACACGACAUCUGUUGGCAUGUUGUGGGUUUUGGUACUGCUCGGACAUCACCCCGGCAUCCAGGAGAAAGUCUUCGCUGAGCUGGAUCAUAUAUUUCGAGACGAUCCCAACAGACGUCCAACUACACAUGAUCUGAACAACAUGAAGUACCUCGAGAUGGUCAUAAAGGAAGCCCUCAGGCUAUAUCCUAGUGUGCCUGGUAUCGGUCGCCGAGCGACGAAGGAAGUGGAAAUUGGGGGCUACAAAAUUCCUGAGGGUUGCACGAUAACCCUCAACAUCCGGAACACUCAUCGCGACCCCGACCACUGGCCGGACCCGGAUCGCUUCGACCCGGACAACUUCCUGCCGGAGAGGGUGCAGGGCAGGCACCCCUUCGCCUACGUGCCCUUCAGCGCUGGGCCACGAAACUGUAUCGGCCAGAAGUUCGCCAUCCUGGAGGAGAAGGCGGUGCUGUCGUACGUGCUGCGAUGUUUCCGCGUGGAGACGGUGGACAGGCUGGAGGAUCUCAAAUUGAAUGGCGAGUUUCUCCUGAGGCCAAUGAACGCCGUCAACUUCCGGCUGUGGCCGCGGUAGCGCAACGUAUGUGGUGGCGCCUCCAGCUGUCUCCUGUACCAUUCGCCGACGGUGCUUCACGUUCUCACCAAGCAAUCAAGUGACGUGCAUUUUUAAUACCAUUUUAUAUACUUUUUAUAAUAUAUUUAAUAAAUAUUACUUUCUCGGUGA
Messenger RNA from Schistocerca gregaria, 3334 nucleotides. RefSeq lists its product as uncharacterized. The transcript is spliced from 24 exons. The coding region runs from base 35 to 3184 and encodes 1049 amino acids. Gene Ontology annotation, molecular function: heme binding; iron ion binding; oxidoreductase activity, acting on paired donors, with incorporation or reduction of molecular oxygen. The record is from RefSeq and is a predicted model, not a curated record. NCBI's taxonomy places the organism in Eukaryota, Metazoa, Arthropoda, Insecta, Orthoptera, Acrididae.